UUAAUCCGCUAGCAACACAACUUUGAGAUUGUUUGAAUACGUUCCGCGUUUUUAAGUGUGCAGGGCCGCACGUCACGCAUCAACACUGAGCCGCCGCGUCACAGUUUAUUCCUGCAAAACAAUGUGAGACGACGCGCCGCUGGAGGGCCAGCUCACUUCGCACGGGGGUUCAGACUCUGAGGCGCGUUUCACUGGAGAAAAAGUUCGCGUUUAUUGUGGCUUUUGGACGCACGGAGCUCGCCUUCCCUCGAUUUCGCGGCGCGAUUCCAUGAAAUCGUGCCGAGUGACGCUCUCCGUCGCCGCCGCUCGCCGCCUCAGCGCCGCUGGUGAUGAGGAGAAGAAAAUGGCGGCGGGAAAAGCGAGCGAACCCGAGGAGGACUCACCGCGGCUGAGCGCGCAGGAGAGCGACGCUCUGGCCCGCGUCGACAGCUCUCUGUUCGGAUACCAGCGGCUUCAUGAAGAUGGCGCCAGCAUGAAGGCCCUGCUCGUAAAGGCUGUUCGCUGCUACGAGUCUCUCAUCCUGAAAGCUGAAGGAAAAGUGGAUCCCGAGUUCUUCUGCCAGCUGGGUCAUUUCAACCUCUUACUGGAGGAGUAUCCGAAAGCAUUAUCGGCGUACCAGCGGUACUACAGUUUACAAUCAGACUACUGGAAGAAUGCUGCAUUUCUGUACGGCCUCGGGAUGCUUUACUUCCAUUACAAUGCGUUUCAGUGGGCGAUCAAGGCGUUUCAGGAGGUGCUGUACAUCGACCCUGGCUUCUCUCGCGCUAAAGAGAUUCAUCUGCGUCUCGGCCUGAUGUUCAAAGUCAACACAGACUACGAGUCCAGCUUAAAGCACUUUCAGCUGGCCCUCAUCGACUCCAAUCACUGCACUUUGUCCAAAGCGGAGAUUCAGUUUCACAUCGCGCAUUUAUACGAGAUCCAGAAGAGAUACCGUGCAGCCAAAGAGGCCUACGAGAGUCUCCUGCAGACGGAGGACUUACCUGCGCAGGUGAAGGCGGCGACCUUUCAGCAGCUGGGCUGGAUGCAUCAUACGGUCGAGCAGCUGGGAGAUAAAGCUAAUAAAGACAGCUACGCCAUCCAGUGUCUCCAGAAAUCUCUGGAAGCCGAUCCGAACUCUGGCCAGUCCUGGUAUUUCCUCGGCAGGUGCUACUCCAGUAUUGGGAAGGUCCAGGAUGCGUUCAUCUCAUACAGACAGUCCAUAGACAAAUCAGAGGCCAGCGCAGACACGUGGUGCUCGAUCGGCGUGCUGUAUCAGCAGCAGAAUCAGCCCAUGGACGCUCUGCAGGCGUAUAUCUGCGCCGUGCAGCUGGAUCACAGUCACGCCGCGGCCUGGAUGGACCUGGGCACGCUCUACGAGUCCUGCAACCAGCCGCAGGACGCCAUCAAGUGCUACGUCAACGCCACGCGCAGCAAAGCCUGCAGCAACACACCUGCACUGGCGGCCCGCAUCAGAUACCUGCAGGCUCAGUUCUGUAACCUCCAACACAAUAGUCUACAGAGUAAAAGUAAAAUGCUUCCUGGUAUUGAGGAAGCCUGGAGCCUCCCAAUCCCAGCAGAGCUAACGUCCAGACAGGGUGUCCAGAGCACAGGCCAGCAGGCGUGUAAAGCUCAGCCCGGGGCGUCAGGUGGGGCUCAUGGCUCCGGUCAGUCGCUGCCCCCCCACGUGAGUCCGCUGGAUCAGGCUGAGGAUCAGUCCAGUCCAGCCAAGAGGAAGAGGACCGCCAGCCCAGCCAAGAGUUCUACAGAGUCUUGGACCCACAGUUCAGCACAGCCACCAGCUCCCAACUGGUACCCGUCUCCUCAGAAGCUGCAGUUGCUGGAGCAGUUGCGAGUCAACCGUGCGAGUCUGAAGCCGCUUCAGCUGCAGAUGUUGGAGCAGUUGGAGGCUCAGCUGUCAGCCAUGCACCAGCAACAGAUGACGCAAAGCUCUUCUGGGCAAAUACGAGCCAGCCUCCCCAACGGCCCCUCACUGCCUGCUAACCCCGCUCCGCCGUUAGCCAACGGCCCGCAGCCCCCUUCAGUCGGCAAUAAUCACACGCCAGGAACCAGAACCAACGGAGACGUGCCUUACCUGCACCCCAACACACUACCUCACAACUGCACAAGCCCAGGAGACACAUGGAGGAGCCAGCGUCUCAACUCCGCUCAGGGGCUUCAGAAAGGUCCGGGUUCGCAUUGGGCAGGUCCUAAUGGAGACCGGACUCUCUCUUCCAGUGCUUCAGCCGACGGCGGCCCUCACAAUCAGGUUGGACUUCCCGCCACGACCCCAUCGGAGCCAGCUGUCAAUCAUCUGUCCUCUCCUUCCUCCACGUCGUCCCCCGCUUCUUCCUCCUCGCAAACGGCUACCUCAGGUGCGCCCCACGGCACCGGCCCGACCAAAGAGAGCGCCGCCCUGCAGGCCAACGGUUCUACUGCCGCCAACCACCACAGCCCCGACCGCUCCAGCGCCUCCUCGCCCGCCUCGUCCCCAUCACCCCGCUGCGCCGCGCCGGCCGCCGUUAACGGGAGCGGAGGGGGAGCGUGUUCGGAGGACUCUCGGAGCCCGCUGAAGCUGGAGCCACCGGAGCUCUGCAUCAAAGCAGCUCUCCAACCGUCUCGCUCGUCCUCCACUCCAGCGCCUCCUCGCCCGCCUCGUCCCCAUCACCCCGCUGCGCCGCGCCGGCCGCCGAAUCUUGGGAAGAACGGUCUGUCGAGCAGCAGUAUCCUGCUGAACAAGUGUCCGCCGCCGCGGCUUCCUCCUCCUCCGUCACUGCCGCUCGCUAAAGACAAACUCAACCCGCCGACGCCGAGCAUCUAUUUGGAGAAUAAAAGAGACGCAUUCUUCCCGCCGCUGCACCAGUUCUGCACCAACCCCUCCAACCCUGUCACCGUCAUCCGCGGCCUAGCUGGAGCCCUCAAACUAGGUGCGCCCCACGGCACCGGCCCGACCAAAGAGAGCGCCGCCCUGCAGGCCAACGGUUCCACUGCCGCCAACCACCACAGUCCCGACCGCUCGCCCACUUCCACCUCCGGCUCUCCGGCAGCCGCUUCCACAGACAAUCCGCAGCUCUCCGCUCUUCUCAGGAGCAAGGAGAGUCCUGCCGUGAGCUCGAGGGUGAACCACGUCCACCCAGGCACCACGCUAACGGCAUCCACCGCUUCUUCGCCCGCCUCAUCACCGCCACCCCGCUCCGCAGAGCUUAACAAGCCAGGCUCCUCUGCGCCGGGACCGCCGCCCGCCCUCACCGUUAACGGAAGUGGAGGGGGAGCGUGUUCAGAAGACUCUCAGAGCCCGCUGAAGCUGGAGCCGCCGGAGCUUUGCAUCAAAACCGCCACAGCUCUCAAACCCUCUCUCUCGUCCUCCACCGUCUCCAUUUACCCCACAUCCGCAGACGUCCUGAAAGCCUGCAGGAAUCUUGGGAAGAACGGUCUGUCGAGCAGCAGUAUCCUGCUGAACAAGUGUCCGCCGCCGCGGCUUCCUCCUCCUCCGUCACUGCCGCUCGCUAAAGACAAACUCAACCCGCCGACGCCGAGCAUCUAUUUGGAGAAUAAAAGAGACGCAUUCUUCCCGCCGCUGCACCAGUUCUGCACCAACCCCUCCAACCCUGUCACCGUCAUCCGCGGCCUAGCUGGAGCCCUCAAACUAGAUUUGGGCCUGUUCUCCACGAAGACACUAGUAGAGGCAAACCCGGAGCACCUGGUGGAGGUGCGGACGCAGCUGUGUCAGCCGGCCGAUGAGAACUGGGACGCCAGCGGUCUGAAGAAGCAGUGGCGCUGCGAGAGCAUCCGCUCCUACACCACCAUCUCCACAUACGCACAGUACCAGGCCUCGUCCUUCCAGGAGUCGCUGCGGGAAGAGAAUGAGAAGAAGGGCCAGAAGGAGCUGUCAGACUCUGAAGCGACGUCAUCAGAAACUGUUCCCAGGAGGCAGAAGGGUCCUUUCAAACAAGUCAAGUUUGGGACGAACAUUGACGUCUCCGAUGAAAAGAAGUGGAAGCUGCAGCUGCAGGAACUCAGUAAGCUGCCUGCGUUUGCGCGUGUGGUGUCUGCUGGGAACCUGCUGAGUCACGUGGGGCACAGCAUUCUGGGUAUGAACACGGUCCAGCUCUUCAUGAAAGUCCCAGGCAGCAGAACUCCAGGCCAUCAGGAGCACAAUAACUUCUGCGCCGUCAACAUCAACAUCGGGCCGGGCGACUGCGAGUGGUUUGCCGUGCCGGAGCCGUACUGGGGCGUGAUGAGCGAGUUCUGUGAGAAGAACAACAUCAACUUCCUGAAGGGCUCGUGGUGGCCGAAUCUGGAGGAUCUGUUCGAGGCUAACGUGCCGGUGUACCGCUUCAUCCAGCGGCCUGGAGAUCUGGUGUGGCUGAACACGGGGACGGUGCACUGGGGUCAGGCCAUCGGCUGGUGCAAUAACAUCUCGUGGAGCGUGGGCCCUCUGACCGCGUAUCAGUACAAGCUGGCCGUCGAACGUUACGAGUGGAACAAACUCCAGAGCGUCAAAUCUAUGGUUCCCAUGGUGCAUCUGUCCUGGAACAUGGCGAGGAACAUUAAAGUGUCCGACCACAAGCUGUUUGAGAUGAUCAAGUUCUGUCUGCUGCGGACGCUCAAGCAGUGUCAGACGAUUAAAGAGGCGCUGGUGUCUGCUGGGAAGGAGACCGUCUGGCACAGAAGAAGCCGAGAUGAGCCGGCUCAUUACUGCAGCAUCUGUGAGGUGGAGGUGUUUAACCUGCUCUUUGUGACGAGCCACAGUUACUCCAGGAAGUCCUGCGUGGUUCAGUGUCAGGAUUGCGCUCGGAAGGCCAGCAGUGAGCUCGACGGUUUCGUGGUGCUGCAGCAGUUCAGGAUGGAGGACCUCGUGCAGGUUUACGACCAGUUCUCAUUAGCUCCUGCUCUGCAUUCGUCUUCAUCUUGACAUUAAGACGCUGUACAUGUGGAGAAUAUCGCAUUACAGGAACUCUCUAAACGGACCAUUUCUGAUAUUCAGGACCGUGGCGCUCGUCUCUCGCGUGGCUGGGGACCAUCGGAGAGCACGGGACCGUCGGCUCAAGUGGCUGUGUGUGUCUAUGCAAC
Sinocyclocheilus rhinocerous is the source of this 5049-nucleotide messenger RNA. It is a transcript of the gene kdm6al, whose product is annotated as lysine (K)-specific demethylase 6A, like. NCBI's taxonomy places the organism in Eukaryota, Metazoa, Chordata, Actinopteri, Cypriniformes, Cyprinidae. Gene Ontology annotation, molecular function: chromatin DNA binding; RNA polymerase II cis-regulatory region sequence-specific DNA binding; protein binding. The coding region runs from base 269 to 4891 and encodes 1540 amino acids. The record is from RefSeq and is a predicted model, not a curated record. The transcript is spliced from 33 exons. Gene Ontology annotation, cellular component: MLL3/4 complex. Gene Ontology annotation, biological process: regulation of gene expression; heart development.